Messenger RNA from Rhodofomes roseus, 3102 nucleotides. RefSeq lists its product as uncharacterized. NCBI's taxonomy places the organism in Eukaryota, Fungi, Basidiomycota, Agaricomycetes, Polyporales, Fomitopsidaceae. The transcript has 3 exons. The record is from RefSeq and is a predicted model, not a curated record. The coding region runs from base 222 to 2903 and encodes 893 amino acids.
GCUAUAAAGCAUCCCGUACGCAGCAGGCGGCACCGCCACAGGACCCUUCAGCGUACAGGCCCGUAGGGGCUGCGCAGUUGCCGGCGUCAAGUUCGUUGCAUACUUCUGCGCCGCCCCCAGGCCAGCCUACUGUUCCCGUAGGUCUGACCUCUCAACGUCAUGUACCACAAAUAGUCAGUAUUCGUGCUGGGCAGGGUCCGGCAGAUCCUCAAACGCCGCUCAUGAUACCUAAAUCGUCGAGCACGGCCACCGUCAAUCGCCCGCACGAGCAAGCGUAUCCGGACCCUGCGCGCCAGUACGAACCGCACACAUACCCUGCGACAUCGGCAGAGUAUGCAUCACACUACGGUGACGCGCCGAAGAGGUCUCGCCAUGCUACUCAGGCUCCUGCAACUGCUCAACAACCCAGCUCCGGCGAAUCUGGUAUCGCAAAUGCACAUAGCAACGGCACGGCCUCUGGCUACCUUCAUCCUGUGCAACAGGCUAUCAGAUCCGUCGAAGGUAUCGCCAGACCGCCCUCAACGCGUCCUGGGGUGAAGAUGUCAUCUGCAAGUGUCACGACAGCACAGGCGCAGGCUACAGAUCCUGCGACGAGGUAUGCAGCGACUCAGAGGGAUUAUGAGCGAGCCUAUCCGCAGAAGUCGACCACUCCAGCGGUGGGCGCCUAUGCUCCUGGCCAGCAACCGCAUUCCACGCCACAGUACUCGACGUCGGAUGUGCGUCUUCCAGGUGCAUAUCCACCGUCGCCAGCAAACGCGCAGCAGCAGCCCAUGCAUUAUGUUGGUAGCGCGCCUGCCCCUGGCGCAUAUGGGGUCCCUGGCGUAGCGACCACAAACACCUCUCAGACCGACGAGAAGACCCCUCGGGCGCGGCCAGUGGACCUGUCUGUCCAGUAUCAGACGUCAACGUUCCCUUCAGCCCAGACCAAUAUCGCGCAGGAUUCUUCGAAUUCGAAAAUGGCUUCUGUACUCUCUCCUGGGGCGCAUUCGAUCACUGUGGCGCAAGCAACAUUCGCGCCGGCUCGUCCACCAACCGCUGGACCCGACAGCAAGGCCCAGUGGUCCGCCACUUUUUCUGGAGGAGUGUCCUCCCCGCCGCCGGCACGAUACGCUGACACGCGGCAGCCCCAAGAAGGGUACCCCAGUCAACAGGGCAUCGGAGGACAUUCCCCUAAUCGCCAGCCUCAAACUUACGUCGGGCGUUCCCCGGGCGUCGCGAGCACAGCGCAGCUUGAUGCAACACCCAGGCAGUACUCGUCGUCUCACUUGCCUACGCACAGGAAUGGCUCGACCGAUACGAUUCAGCAAAACGGUCCUUCGAAAUACUCGCCCAGUCUUCAGCAUAACCAACAAACAUUGAACCAUCGUACUAGUGUUGGUAGCCUGCAGCCUCACGCCUCCUCACGCCCGGACACGACCCCAACUGCACGACCUAAUGUAUUGUCAGGAUACCCAGAACCGCCUACUCGAUACCGCUCGCCUGCACCGAUACCAAUACCGUUCCGCGCACCAUCUACGGUUCCCAAUCCACCGACUUCUGCGUCACAGCCAUACAGCAUACAGCAGUCCUCCCGACCUUCGCUUCCCACCAGUACUUCUGCACCUACGCAUGAUUCGUCUUUUAUGUCUCCACGAGGGGCUCCCGUCUCGAUGGUACAAUCCCAAUCAACAACUGCUCGUGGACACCAUCAACCACCGACCACGGACUACAGUGCGCGCGCGCCAGACCAAUAUGCUGCCUCAUCGCAGCGUCCACCUCGUGCUGCACCACCCUUGGCGCCGACUGCGAACGCUAGGCAGCAAUAUGACGUCUCGUCUCCGUCGUAUCAGCCGUCCGUCGUACCACCAUCCUCUGCGCCACCGCGUUCAGGCACGUUUCCAACGCAACAGACUCGUCGCGCGCAAGAAUCAAGCACCCUUCCUCCUACUCACCAUUCACGUGCCGCGUCCGAGCCACAUUAUCCGGCCAGCGCAACCCGUCCUCCGUUGACUGUCCAGACGAACACGCAGCAUACCAAGAGUCGCUCAGCUACCCAACCAGCUCCGGCCGCCUCUGAGCAGGAUCUCCUACUCACACCUUCAUCCUUGGCACCCUCGAUGCUGCCCCGUCAGCACUCGAAUGCCUCGAGCUUCCUUCCCCCACGGUCCAGGGGAACAGAGCAGAAGCUGUCCAAAGACCAGGACAAGGACAAGGACAAAGAUUCUCGUAAGAAAGGAGGAUUUUUCUCUGGUAUCAGCCUCUUCCGCUCAAGGUCCAAUCCACCGAAACCCAUGCAGGAGACCGUUGCGGAGUUCCAGCGUGAGGUACGCCCCCGCAAGCGCCAGGAUUCGGCGCCUGCAGCGCCCAGCGUGCGCUCGCCUCCUCCUGCAAAUCCCGCUCAAUCUGCGCGGCCUGGGCCUGAGAUACAUGAUGCCGUAGCAUCGCCUCGUCGUCGGGAGCAUGUUGACGUGCCUUCGCAAGCGGCACCACCUGCCCCAGCGGUGGAGUAUCUGACUGUCCCGUCAGCGGGCAUGGGGAUACCGUCCUCGAACACGGUGCCCACAUCGAAUGGUAGAAGCCCCACGAAGAUGUUCAGUCCAUUCCGCUUGCUGUCAAAGCGGCAUCGUACGGUCUCGGCAGCAUCCGUCGAGGCAGUGGAUGGAACGGCCAAUACGGUCACAGGGGCUGACUCUACCAGAAGUUCUACCGCGGGCCGAUUAUCUCCUCCUCUGCGAGACCCGAUGACGGCCGCGCAGGAGUGGAGGAACAAGGAGGAAGCCGACUUCGCCGACCGCGGGACAUGGCGACGGCGUCGACCUGGUGUCACAUUCGACAUUGACCCGGACGCUCCCGAAAGGACGACUACUAUUCGUGCGCAGAGCAAAGGUCCUCGUAGGCAACCACAAGCCGUUCAAGAGCAGUAAAUGCUGCGACAUUAUUCUUGUGGUAUAGAUGUGGAUCCAAUCGCUAUGUUAUCGUUGUCGGUAUAUGCUCUGUUAUGUAUUUGUAAAUGCACACCCUCAUACGACUGCUCAAGUGUAUUAUAUCAUCUACGUAGUCGUUGUUUAUUUGUACAAUUUUUGCCAAUUAUAUGGGACUGUCGUGUCGAGCCACAAAUUUCUG